Racocetra fulgida is the source of this 451-nucleotide messenger RNA. The record is from the annotation of a GenBank genome assembly. Lineage: Eukaryota; Fungi; Glomeromycota; Glomeromycetes; Diversisporales; Gigasporaceae.
GAAGCCGUUGUUCAUGAGAUCUCUCGCCAGCUUAGAAACUGGAAUGUGUAUACUCACCAAAAUGGAAUUAUCACUACAUCUCAGGGUGGAUUUGAUUUCGACAUUUCUGGUCGGCAAACAAUUCGUGCACCUGAUAUUGCAUUUAUAUCAAAGAAUAUUUACCGUUCGCUUGAUCGUCAACAACAAUGGACCUUCAAAGGCCAACCUUACUUUGCAUCAGUUGAUCUUGGUUGGUUAGUGGACCCAAAGAAUAAGCAAAUAUAUAUUUACAGACGGAGGGUUAGUGGAGUUGUCUAUCGAACUUCACAUGGCUGGAAUAAUGUAAAUGGUGGUAGUAUUUUACCGGGAUUCACACUUGAAGUGCAGAAAAUUGAUGAUACAAUUUCACAGGAAUCCUCAGAAUCAUCAUCAGAAAAUGAUGAAAUAAUCAGUAGCCAUGCUCGUAGAUGGC